Drosophila ananassae is the source of this 1916-nucleotide messenger RNA. Its product is annotated as protein phosphatase PTC7 homolog. The transcript has 3 exons. The record is from RefSeq and is a predicted model, not a curated record. Lineage: Eukaryota; Metazoa; Arthropoda; Insecta; Diptera; Drosophilidae. The coding region runs from base 49 to 1524 and encodes 491 amino acids.
UUUAGCUUCAGUCCUUUCAGGGGAAGGAGCCCCCCAACACAGAAAUACAUGAGUUCCCCUUUCCGCGGGCAACACUGCACUGAGAGAAAUAGAAGCGAACAAGGACCGCGCCUGCGACUGCAUCGGCUAUCUGUGUCUGCCAUGAGCGCCAUGGAUGUGGACCUGGAUCUGAACAUGAACGUGAAUCUGGGAAGGGGGCCACGUCGCUCGACCUCGAUCCAGAGCUCCCUGCUCAGCUGCUUCGAGCACCUGGCCGAGGUCGCUGUGAUGGCUACCACCGGCGGGGGCCACCUGCUGAGGCUGCUGGCCGAGUGGGGCUCCGCCCGAAGAGACGAUGAAGGAGAUCCGGCCCGCCCCUCUGGUAUCGGGAAUGGGAAUGGUUAUGGCAGUGGAAAUCGAAGAGGAAAUGCUAACGGUAAUGGGAGAGAGACCGGUGACGGGGGAAAGGGAACCGGGAGCGCAAACGGAACCGGACCCGGAUGCGGAUGCGGAAGCGGAGGAGGCAGCCGAAGCGAAAGCGGAAUUGGAGCCGGAACCAAAUGCCGGAAUCAUCGACAUCAUAAUCGAGAUUGCAAUCAGGUGCAGGACACGGAGUCGCACGUCCUCGGCGAUAUCCGAAGUUCUGACGAGGAGGACAAACGGACCAGGAGGCGACGGGCGGCCGGGGAGGGAGGUGACUGGUACCGCGGGGGAAAUCAGAAGGUCCAGACCCGGGUGCUGCGGCUGGUCAGCGUCGUCUGCGGCUUCGCCAAGGACCUCUCUAUGUACCCGCAAUACAAUCGCGGCAAGUUCGGCGAGGAUGCCUGGUUCAAGACGGUGACUCCACACGCGGACACUUUGGGCGUGGCGGAUGGAGUGGGCGGCUGGCGGAGCUACGGCGUCGAUCCCGGGGAGUUCAGCAUGUUCCUGAUGAGGUCCUGCGAACGCCUGGCCUGCUCCAAGGACCACGACCCCCAGCGGCCGGACCUGCUCCUGGCCCGCGCCUACUGCAACCUUCUGGAGCAGAAGAGCCCGGUGGUGGGCAGCUGCACGGCCUGCAUCGUGAGCCUGGACCGCGCCACCGGCAUCCUGUACGCGGCCAACAUCGGGGACAGCGGCUUCAUGGUGGUGCGCGGCGGAACGGUGGUCUGCCGCUCCGUGGAGCAGCAGCAUCAUUUCAACACCCCGUACCAGCUGUCGGCCCCCCCGCCCGGGCACGCGCUGAACGUCCUCUCCGACGGACCGGAGUCAGCGGACACCCUGGAGUUUCGGACGGAGCCUGGCGACGUCCUGCUGCUGGCCACCGACGGGGUGUACGACAACGUGCCGGAGCACCUGCUGCUCGAGGUGCUGAGCGAGAUGGCUGGGGUAGCGGACGCAGUGCGCCUCCAGAUGGCCGCCAACGCGGUGGCCCUGAUGGCCCGCACUCUGAGUUUCAAUCCGGACCACGACUCGCCCUUCAGCCAGAACGCGCGGAGGAGCAACAUCGACGCGCCGGGCGGCAAGCCAGACGACAUAACCGUGAUACUGGCCACGGUUUGCUAGGCAUCCGUGGAAGGCGUUUGGUAGAGUCUGGGGAAGUGGGAGCACAGAGAGAACGGGAAGUGGAUCGAGAAUGCUUCGGAUACUUUUGCCUAGCAGCAUUUACUGACGACCGACCGCUCGCCCCGUCCUGGGACAGUUGCUGGUAAUAGCUGUCCGGCGGAGUGGGCUACCAGAAAAUUACUAAAAAAAUUUCAAUCAUGACCAACAUGACAAACAUGAAAAAUCUAAAAAAAAAAAUAGGCAUUCCCCUCCCGUUCUCCUUCCCUCUCUCUGCGGAGCCCUUCCCAGCGAACCCGUUUUUUAUCGAUCCCCGUUUUUAACUUUCACGUAAACGCACUGCGAUGUAAGAACACACACGCAUCCAAAAAUAUUACAAAAUUGUUUUAAGUGUU